This is a messenger RNA of Phoenix dactylifera (date palm), 923 nucleotides long. Its product is annotated as large ribosomal subunit protein uL13w-like. Gene Ontology annotation, biological process: translation; negative regulation of translation. Gene Ontology annotation, molecular function: mRNA binding; structural constituent of ribosome. NCBI's taxonomy places the organism in Eukaryota, Viridiplantae, Streptophyta, Magnoliopsida, Arecales, Arecaceae. The record is from RefSeq and is a predicted model, not a curated record. Gene Ontology annotation, cellular component: ribosome; cytosolic large ribosomal subunit.
ACCUGCGACCGAAAACCCUAGCCGCCGUCCCCCAAUAAAAGAGAGAGCUUGGCGGAUCCAUUCCAGGGAAGAGACAACGAGAGGGAGAUCGCCAUGGUUUCGGGUUCGGGGAUCUGUGCGAAGAGAGUGCUGGUGGACGCGCGCCACCACAUGCUCGGCCGUCUGGCGUCGAUCGUGGCGAAGGAGCUCCUCAACGGGCAGCGGGUGGUGGUCGUGCGGUGCGAGGAGAUCUGCCUCUCUGGCGGCCUCGUCCGCCAGAAGAUGAAGUACCUCCGCUUCCUCCGCAAGCGCAUGAACACCAAGCCCUCCCACGGUCCCAUCCACUUCCGCGCUCCGGCCAAGAUCCUCUGGCGCACCAUCCGCGGGAUGAUCCCCCACAAGACGAAGCGCGGCGCGGCGGCGCUGGCCAGGCUGAAGGCCUACGACGGGGUGCCUCCUCCGUACGAUAGGAUGAAGAGGAUGGUGAUUCCGGACGCUCUCAAGGUUUUGAGGCUUCAGGCUGGGCACAAGUACUGCUUGCUCGGGCGGCUUUCCUCGGAGGUUGGAUGGAAUCACUAUGAUACUAUUAAGGAGCUGGAGGCAAAGAGGAAACAGAGGUCUCAGGUGGCAUAUGAAAGGAGAAAGCAACUAGCGAAGCUUAGGUUGAAGGCUGAAAAGGCUGUUGAAGAGAAGCUUGGUUCCCAGCUUGACAUCCUUGCCCCACUGAAAUACUGAGACUGUUUUCACCGAGGUUUAUUUUAUGUGGAACAAUGAUAGCAAUCCUUUUUGUUAUUCACUAUUUGGUCAUUCUCUCUGAGUUGGAACUUGCAAUAGUAGUCUAUUUUGACUACGUUUACAUGAGUUUAAGUUUGGACUGCAACUGUUGGCCCUUUCAUGCAUUGAUUUUCCUUGCAGAAUAUUUUUCUCAGGUCUAUUCCUUUAAA